Molecule: messenger RNA, 3682 nt
Organism: Cuscuta campestris
Lineage: Eukaryota; Viridiplantae; Streptophyta; Magnoliopsida; Solanales; Convolvulaceae
Source: the annotation of a GenBank genome assembly
GGAAUCAAACAAAUAAAAGAAGCCAAACAACUGUUUAAACGGACCUCCGACAGCUUUCUUCUCCAACCCACGCGGGGACACACAGUCGAACCACUUUUCCCGGUCUCCGCAGAUCUCCACUUCUCUCUGUAUCCGCCCGGCGGCAUCGCCCACCUUAUUCUCUGAGGAUUGGAAUGUCUCCCAAGUCCGAAAACGGAAUCGAUGGCGACGACGAGAGGGAAGAAGAAGAAGAGUCCGAAGAAGACGAGGAGGAAGAAGAAGACGAGGAGGAGGACGAGCCGCGGCUCAAGUACCAGAGAAUGGGCGGCAGCGUGCCGUCUCUCCUCUCCAACGACGCCGCCUCCUGUAUAGCCGUUGCGGAACGGAUGAUCGCCCUGGGGACUCUCGGUGGCUCCGUUCACAUUCUCGAUUUCCUCGGCAAUCAGGUUAAGGAAUUCACUGCACACACGGCUGCAGUGAAUGACCUUUGCUUUGAUGUGGAAGGUGAAUACAUUGGGAGCUGUUCAGAUGACGGUUCUGUUAUAAUUAAUGGUCUUUUCACUGAAGAAAGAAUGAAAUUUGAGUAUCACCGCCCCAUGAAGGCUAUUGCUCUAGACCCAGGUUAUGCCAACAAAUCAUCCAGGAGAUUUGUGACUGGUGGUUUAGCUGGACUAUUGUAUUUUAAUGUCAAGAAAUGGAUGGGAUACCGGGAUCAGGUUCUUCACUCCGGUGAAGGCCCAAUUCAUGCUGUGAAAUGGAGAGCUAGUCUCAUUGCCUGGGCUAAUGAUGCAGGAGUCAAAGUUUAUGAUGCUGCCAAUGACCAGCGCAUAACUUUUAUUGAAAGACCUCGUGGAAGCCCACACCCUGAACUUCUGCUGCCUCACUUAGUUUGGCAGGAUGAUACUCUUUUGGUCAUUGGGUGGGGAACGUCUGUCAAAAUUGCAGUAAUACGAACAAAUCAGAACAAGGGUGUCAAAGGAACAUACAAGCAUAUCCCAAUGAUAAGUAUAAACCAGGUGGAUAUCGUGGCAUCUUUUCAAACCAGCUAUUUCAUUUCAGGAAUUGCUCCAUUUGGUGAUACCUUGGUUGUUCUAGCUUAUAUUCCUGGAGAAGAUGGAGAUAAGGACUUCAGUAGUGCCAUUUCCUCACGUCAGGGAACUGCCCAAAGACCAGAGGUCCGAGUAGUAACAUGGACUAAUGAUGAGCUCGCAACAGAUGCACUUCCUGUGCAUGGUUUUGAACAUUAUAAAGCCAAAGACUAUUCCCUUGCGCAUGCUCCAUUCUCUGGUAGCAGCUAUGCAGGUGGACAGUGGGCAGCAGGUGAUGAACCCCUGUACUAUGUUGUGUCCCCAAAGGAUGUAGUUAUUGCAAAGCCUAGGGAUGCAGAAGACCACAUUAAUUGGCUUCUUCAGCAUGGAUGGCAUGAAAAAGCAUUGGAAGCCGUUGAAGCUAGUCAUGGCCAGAGUGAAUUACUUGAUGAGGUAGGUUCAAGGUACCUUGACCAUUUGAUCGUGGAAAGGAAAUAUGCUGAAGCUGCAUCUCUGUGUCCAAAAUUGUUGAGAGGAUCUGCUUCUGCAUGGGAAAGAUGGAUUUUCCAUUUUGCCCAUCUUCGUCAGCUUCCUGUAUUGGUCCCAUUUAUCCCAACAGAAAAUCCUAGGCUGCGUGAUACUGCUUAUGAGGUAGCUCUUGUGGCAUUGACAAGAAACUCAUCUUUCCACAAUGAUCUCUUAGCAACUAUCAAAUCUUGGCCUCCUGGAAUUUAUUCUACAGCCCCAGUUAUAUCAGCUAUAGAGCCUCAGCUUAGCACAACAUCAAUGACUGGUCCACUCAAGGAGGCACUGGCAGAGUUAUAUGUUAGGGAAGGACAGCAUGAUAAGGCCUUUUCACUGUAUGCUGAUCUUAUGAAGCCGGAUCUAUUUGACUUCAUUGAAAAACAUAAUUUGCAUGAUGCUGUUUCUGAAAAGGUUGCCCAACUUAUGAUGGUAGACUGCAAACGUGCAAUACCUUUGUUGAUUCAACAUAGGGACUUAAUACCACCUUCGGAAGUUGUGUUGCAACUGGCUGCAGGGAAUAAGGGUGAUUCACGAUACUUAACACAUCUAUAUCUCCAUGCACUCUUUGAAGCAAAUCCUCAUGCAGGAAGGGAUUACCAUGAUCUCCAGGUCGAGCUCUACUCUGAGUAUGAUCCCAAGAUGCUGCUUCCAUUUCUUAGGAGUAGCCAGCAUUAUACGCUUGAGAAGGCUUACGAUAUCUGUGUCAAAAGGAAUCUAUUGAAAGAACAAGUUUUCAUCCUUGGAAGAAUGGGGAAUUCUAAGCAAGCCCUAGCAGUUAUCAUUAAUAAUAUAGGAGAUAUCGAAGAGGCUAUAGAAUUUGUAAAUGAGCAGCAUGAUGAUGAACUGUGGGAAGAAUUAAUUAGACAGUGCCUUAAUAAACCUGAAAUGGUUGGUGUACUGCUAGAGCAUACAGUAGGGAACCUUGAUCCUCUGUACAUAGUAAAUAUGCUGCCCAAUGGCUUGGAGAUACCUCGCCUGAGGGAUCGUUUGGUCAAAAUCGUCACCGACUACAGGACAGAAACUUCUCUCAGACAUGGUUGUAAUGACAUACUCAAGGCUGAUUGUGUUAACCUUUUGAUAAAAUACUACAAAGAAGCAAAGCGUGCUAUUCACUUAAGUGAUGAGGUAGAUGAAGCUCGUUCCAAGAGGGGUGAACAGAGGGGUUCAAAUCUCGUUGACCGAAACCUUGGAACAAAAUCCAUGGUGGUUAAAUCAAAAACCAGGGGAGGUGGAAGGUGUUGUGUUUGUUUUGAUCCGUUUUCCAUACAGAGCGUGUCCAUCAUUGCAUUCUUUUGUUGCCAUGCCUACCACAUGAAUUGCCUUAUAGACUCCACAAACGCGGUGAGUAGCAAAAAAGGGACGGGAGCCCCUUCACAAGGGUCUUCUUCAUAUUAUGAAUAUGACGAUGGUGAGAUUGAUGAAGACGAGGAGGAUGAGGAUGCCUCAUCAGGUGCCCUUCGGAUGCGUUGUAUCUUGUGCACUACUGCUGCAGGUUGAUCCCCCCCCCCUCCCCCAAACUUGUGUGGGACGGUCUUGUUGGGAUGGUCUAACUGAGCUCAAUCCAGGUGGUACCCAUCAAUUCUAAGCUCGAAACUAACACUUGUGGGCUAAAAACUACCACCUUCUCAAUUGAGUAAGAAAAAUAGCACUUCAAAAUGUGGUAGUUUUUAGUCCGACACUAUUUUAGUUCUGGCGUGAAAGUGACAGGUCUCAUAAGAACGAGUUCCUCAAGGCUCUCGAAGUGUUUUUUUUUCCUUUCAACCAGUGCUUGUAUACCAUAGUUCAGUGCUUUUUGUGUGCAUAUAUCUCGAGGAUGAGGUGUUUAUUUAGGACAUUUUUGCCAUGCUCUGUGUUAUUCAGCAGUGUUACGUAUAGUUUGAUGGCAUGAGGUGAUAUUGUAGAAGCGAGCUGAACAAUAAUCCAAUAUUCAUUUAGAGUUUGAAAGCAAUUAUAGAUGGAAACUUUUUUACAUUGUGUGCUUAAUUUAAUGGUGGGCGGAAACUUGCUGCCGUCCACUAUCUGAGUUAAAAAUAAAAUGUUGUAAUAGCCUUAAUAUAUACAUUUCGAUAUUUUAUUAUUUCGUAGUUUUAAUCCAAAAUGAAGCUCAAUCUUCAGGGUUGAUCCCUUGAAAAUGAAGCUCAUUCUCAGGG